Sinocyclocheilus grahami is the source of this 2745-nucleotide messenger RNA. It is a transcript of the gene yap1, whose product is annotated as Yes1 associated transcriptional regulator. Gene Ontology annotation, cellular component: nucleus; cytoplasm. Gene Ontology annotation, molecular function: protein binding; transcription coactivator activity. The transcript has 8 exons. Lineage: Eukaryota; Metazoa; Chordata; Actinopteri; Cypriniformes; Cyprinidae. The record is from RefSeq and is a predicted model, not a curated record. The coding region runs from base 366 to 1640 and encodes 424 amino acids. Gene Ontology annotation, biological process: positive regulation of transcription by RNA polymerase II; hippo signaling.
AAAAAAAGGUGGUUAGGUUAGUGAGAGGGCUGUGAUUUUCAAUGUCUGCGUUAGAGGAGCCGUAAACUUGUGGGAAAGUCACACGGACAGCGCUUUUAAAGAGUGCAGAUACUUCAGAAGAAGUUUAAACGACAAAGUUGAGUAGAUAUGCGCGUUUCCACAUUUAUUGGGGUGUUCUCGGGAAGCAGAAAAACACAGCUUUGCCUACUUUUUUCGCAAGGCUUGGAUAAUUAAUAAAGCGGACGGACAGAAAACAGCUUUGAGCUGUUUGGAUUUAAUCUUUUGGCAUUUUAUGGUUGCAGCCAAUUUUCCUGUUUCCAACAAUUCAGUCGGAUAGAAAGAAGCGCUACGUUUUAUCUGGAGUCAUGGAUCCGAGCCAGCACAACCCUCCUGCCGGCCAUCAGAUCGUCCAUGUUCGGGGAGACUCCGAGACCGAUCUGGAGGCUCUUUUUAACGCUGUGAUGAACCCGAAAAACACCAUCACCCCUCCCUCCGUGCCGAUGAGGAUGAGAAAGCUGCCAGACUCAUUCUUCAAGCCGCCAGAGCCAAAGUCCCACUCCAGACAAGCCAGCACGGAUGCAGGUACUGCUGGUACUCUCACGCCCCAGCACGUCAGGGCACACUCCUCACCCGCCUCCCUGCAGCUGGGUGCAGUUUCUCCUGGCACACUGAGCAGCAUGGUUCCAGCAAACGCCCCACCCCAGCACCUCCGCCAGUCUUCUUACGAAAUACCUGAUGAUGUGCCGUUGCCCCCAGGCUGGGAGAUGGCCAAGACCCCUUCAGGCCAGAGAUACUUCCUAAACCAUAAUGACCAGACGACCACCUGGCAGGAUCCACGUAAGGCCCUCCUUCAGAUGAACCAGGCCGCCCCGGCCAGCCCAGUGCCUGUGCAGCAGCAGAACAUCAUGAACCCUGCCUCAGGUCCUCUUCCUGAUGGUUGGGAGCAAGCUAUUACCUCAGAAGGAGAGAUCUACUACAUCAAUCACAAGAACAAAACCACCUCUUGGCUGGACCCACGACUUGACCCGCGUUACGCUAUGAACCAGCAGCGAAUUUCCCAGAGUGCUCCAGUGAAGCAAGGCUCCCAGUUGCCCUCCAGUCCACAGAGUGGAGUGCUGGGUGGAAACAACCAGAUCAGGCUGCAGCAGAUCCAGAUGGAGAAAGAGAGACUGAGGAUCAAACAAGAGCUCCUUCGCCAGAGACCCCAGGGUGGUGUAAGCGUACAAUUUACAUAUGUGCACAGUUUCGAUUUGUCUAAGCAGUUGUGGCCUGGUGUUUUCCUGUGCAGUGGGACAUAUCACUCCAGAGACGAGAGCACAGACAGUGGCCUGAGCAUGAGCAGUUACAGCGUCCCCCGCACUCCUGACGACUUCCUCAACAGCGUGGACGAGAUGGAGACAGGCGAUCGCCUCGGCCCCAGCUCGAUGGCAACACAGCCCAGCCGCUUCCCCGACUACCUAGACGCGAUCCCGGGCACAGACGUGGACCUGGGCACCCUGGAGGGGGAGAGCAUGGUGGUGGAGGGCGAGGAGCUGAUGCCUAGCCUGCAGGAAGCCCUGAGCUCCGACAUCCUCAACGACAUGGAGUCAGUGCUGGCAGCUACCAAGAUCGACAAGGAGAACUUUCUAACCUGGUUAUAGAGCACCUGCAUCCAGCACUACGCCUUCUCUUCCAACAUGCUGAACUGCUGCCUAAUCCAAUCUGUGAAGGAUGUGUAGAUGCUUUGAGUUGAGAAAAGAAAGACAUUUCACCCUACUGGACGUUUUUUUCGUUAUCUUCUGUUCACUACGUUUGGCCGAAUUGGUUUUAAAAGCAGAGGUAUUUUAACCUUUGGUCCUUUUGGGCUUCUUUUUGUUUUCUUAUGUCUUUUUUCAUGUCUGCAUCCUCAAGGCUGGCCCAUGAACAGACAAGUAUCCACAAGUACCCAAAUCUCUUUCACGGCUGUACAAGUAUGUGAUUGUGAGUUUGUGUGCGCGAAGUGUCGUUUCUCCCCUCGCUGGGCGAACAGGGCCAAGAGGGCUCAGAGAGAAAUAAAGACAGACGAACCCUGAAAUCAACCUAGCGCAACCUCCUGUGACUGCAGCUCCCAUCUCAGAACAUCCCUGAUCUCAGCUCGUUUUUUCCUCGUACAGUAAAGAGCCUGAGAAACCAAAAAGCGAUGAAGAAGUCGUCUGUAUGUGAUGGGAUUGUGAUUGAAAGGUCUAAAUGGUAAGGGUUUUAACGUGUGGCUUUGGUUAAACAAAUACUGCUGCUUGGCUGUGCCAGCAUAUCACACUAGAAACUGUGUAAUCAAGUGCCUUCAGACAAAAAAAUUGAAACAUGUUCCCGUCGUUUUUACGCUAGAGAUCAUAGAUCAAAUUUGACGUUUGCUUUGACUUACUCACUUCAUUAAUCAAAGUAUAUUUCGUUCAAAGGUUUUAUAAAAAAUAUUAUGUUGGGAAUUAGGGUUUGAUUUUUUUCUUUUUUCUUUAAAGAACCCUAGCCUCUUUGUGUGUUAGUUUUAUUUAAGCCUGAUUCUGUUUUCUUGAGGGUUAUGGCAUUCAUGUGUGAUCAAAGAACAAAUCUGAUGUUUUAUACAGUUUUAUACAGAACAACUAUUCUAAGAGCUGCCUUAUAGUACAUGAACUAGAUGGACGCUAUCAUUUAUGCUGCAUCAUAAUCAGUCUGAGAGGGGGAUCGCUUGGUUUUGUUAAAGAUCUCUUUUUUUUUUUUUUUUUUUAGUUUCUCAGUUGAUAUGUUUUUGCU